GGUUCAACGUGAUGAGUGUUCUAGAUGUUAGGUUUGUUCUACUAGUGUUGAUUGCAGUUCGAAAUGGUUUUGGUGCGGAAAUGGCUCGAUACGAUAACUAUCGAAUUUAUGUGGUUACCGCCAAUAAUGCGAAACAUUUGGAAAUGCUAGAGUUCCUGAAAUCCUCGAGUGAUAGUUACAUUUUUCUCGAAAGUGGCAAUAAAAUAGGUGAUAGUUUUAGUAUCGUCGUUGCACCACACAAAUUUGCCGACUUUGUUGUAUCGUUGGAAAACGAAGGAAUAAACCCACGUUUGAUGUACAGAAAUUUGCAACAAAGUAUCGAUGAUGAGCGUAACCGAAUACUUUCGAAAAGAACUAAGGGUAUUUUUGAUUGGACCGAGUAUCGCGAUUUAGAUGAAAUUAAUAACUGGUUGGACAAGGUGGCAACAGAGUACAGUCAAGUAGAGAUAAUCAAUGGUGGCCGGUCUUAUGAAAAUCGCACGAUAACAGGGGUGAAGGUGUCCUACAAGGCCGGUAAUCCAGGAAUCUUCAUCGAAGGUGGAAUACAUGCUCGGGAAUGGAUCUCGCCAGCAACGGUUACCUACAUAUUAAACGAACUAUUAACUAGUGAAGAUAAAAAUGUGAGAAAUUUGGCUAAAAAUUACGAUUGGUAUAUUUUCCCCAGUGUCAAUCCGGACGGUUACGUUUACAGUCACCAGAAAGAUCGAUUGUGGCGUAAGACACGAACCCCGUUUCCCGGAGGUUGUUUCGGUGCCGACCCGAAUAGAAACUGGGAUUACUAUUGGGCAGAAAAAGGUGCCAGUCAUCGUUGUACUGCUGAAUCCUUCGCAGGACCGUUUCCCUUUUCAGAAGUCGAAACCAAAACGCUCUCGGAAUACAUCAACUCACUGAGAGGCAAAAUCCAAUUGUACAUAACAUUCCAUUCGUAUUCUCAACUGUUGCUGUUUCCCUAUGGUCACACAAGUCAGCAUACAGAAAACCAUCAGGAUCUGAGUGAAAUUGCAAAAGCAGCCGUGACGUCACUAGCACAGCGAUACGGAACCAAGUACCGUUAUGGUAAUAUCUACGAUGCCAUAUAUCCGGCAAGCGGUGGAAGUGGCGAGUGGGCCUAUGGCGUUCAGGGCAUCAAGCUGGUGUACACGUACGAACUACGCCCGGCACGCGGAUGGGUCGGGUUUGUUCUGCCCCCAGAACAGAUCAUUCCCACCGGUGAGGAAACGCUAGACUCGUUGGUAACGCUGGUGAAUGAAGCCAAAGAUCGAGGAUAUUUUAAAGUUGGAAUCGAAAGAUUUCACGUGGUGGAGAAAAAAUGUAUUUGUACAUGAAAA
Wyeomyia smithii (pitcher-plant mosquito) is the source of this 1328-nucleotide messenger RNA. RefSeq names its product zinc carboxypeptidase-like. Lineage: Eukaryota; Metazoa; Arthropoda; Insecta; Diptera; Culicidae. Gene Ontology annotation, molecular function: metallocarboxypeptidase activity; zinc ion binding. The transcript has a single exon. The record is from RefSeq and is a predicted model, not a curated record. The coding region runs from base 12 to 1325 and encodes 437 amino acids. Gene Ontology annotation, biological process: proteolysis.